GUCCCCCUUUAUGCCUGCUUCAUGUACAAGUGCAUACUCUAAUGUUAAACAGUGUGCCUAAAUAACAGUAAACUACAGUUUGAUAUUGCUGUUCUGGGGAUAGCUGCAGUCACUGAGUUGCUUCUGUAACAUUGCAGCUGUCAGAUUCAAACGAGAUGCAGUACUGCAGCACCCGUGGAGAGGUUCACGGUUGGGAUUUUCAGGAAGUUCUCUUCUCAGGCUAUGCUCCUGAUGGGGGUAUGUUCAUGCCUGAGACAAUUCCCUUGAUCUCCCCUGCCACUCUCCGAUCCUGGUACUCUUUGUCCUACCAGCAGCUCGUGUCAGAAGUGUGUUCGCUCUUCAUCCCUGAGCAGCUCAUCCCAAAACAUGACUUGGAAGGCCUCAUAUCUAGUGCUUUGUCCAAGUUCUCCGUGCCAGAUGCAGUGAAGAUGGUGCGGCUGAAGGGCUCUUUGUCUAUUUUGGAGCUGUUUCAUGGAAAGACGCUGGCUUUUAAGGAUCUGGCCAUGAGCUGCACCACUCGCUUUCUGGAGUACUUUCUGUGCAAGGACAAUCGACGUGCCAUCAUCCUUGUGGGGACAUCUGGGGACACCGGAGGCUCAGCCAUCAGCAGUGUGUGUGAUCUUAGUGCCGUGGACGUAGUGGUGGUUUUCCCACGUGGACGAAUCACUCAGGUGCAGGAGAGACAAAUGACCACACAUACAGCGGACAAUGUCCAUGUUUUUGCAGCGGACGGAAGUUCGGAUGAAAUCGACGUGCCUUUGAGGAAGCUGUUUGCCGAUCAGUACUUGGUGAAGCGCUAUGGUCUGAUGAGCCUGAACUCUGUGAACUGGUCACGCAUUCUGGUGCAGCUCGCUCAUUUUAUAUACGCCUACCUGCAACUGAGUGGAGUCGGGGAUACGGAAGGAGACGCACUACCCACUCUGGAGGUAGUGGUGCCCACAGGAGGAGCAGGAAAUAUAACAGCUGGAUGCAUCGUUAAGCAGAUGGGGGUUCCUCUGCACCUUGUGGCCAUGGUGAACUCUAAUGAUGUGGUGCACCGUGCAGUUCAGAGUGGAGAUUUCUCAAUGGCUGACAGCGUCAAGCAAACUCUGGCUCCGGCCAUCGAUAUCCAGGAUCCUUAUAACAUGGAGCGUGUGUUCUGGCUCUUAUCUGGAAAUAAUGGCGCUUUGGUAAAGAAGAUGAUGGAGCAGUUUCAGGACACUCACACACUCUGUCUACCUGAAACACUCCACAAAAAGUUGGUUUCGAUCAUGUGUUCAGGUUCGGUGUCUGAUGAAGGGAUCAUUGAGGCCAUGAAGAGAUGCUGGGAGGAAAAUCAGUAUUUGGUGUGUCCUCAUACGGCUGUGGGAGUCUGGCAUCACUACCACUGUCCUGUGCGCACUGGGAAGAAUAGGUGUUGCAUUGCGACAGCAUCCCCAGCCAAGUUUCCCGAAGUGGUACAGAAAGCAGGCCUGACUAUCGACCUCCCUGAAACAGUGAGGCGGCUGGAAAAGAUGGAGACACGUUUUACACAUUUGGAGCAAAGUGAGAACUGGGAAAUGGCAUUAAGAGAGCGUAUCGAGGCUAUCGGUUUUGCACGGCAACAUGGCGUGCUGUUUUAUACACAUUAACUGUUUUUAGUGCCUGGAAGGUAGUGAGUUUAAAUUCCUGAGGUUUAUGUUUAUUAAAGCACAUUUAUUAUUACUAUAAAAGAUUUCACAAUUUUAAAUACACUAAUUUGCCAAACGUUUGCAGACACCUGGUCAUGGUAUGUGCUUUCUGAGCAUCUCAUUCCACAUUUAGUCCCAAUUCACUCAUAAUUCCCUCCACUCUUCUGGGAAGAUGUUCCAGUAGAAUUAGGAAUGUGCU
Molecule: messenger RNA, 1848 nt
Organism: Silurus meridionalis
Lineage: Eukaryota; Metazoa; Chordata; Actinopteri; Siluriformes; Siluridae
Gene: thnsl2
Product: threonine synthase-like 2
Exons: 9
Coding region: 156-1610 (484 amino acids)
Biological process (GO): 2-oxobutyrate biosynthetic process; dephosphorylation
Molecular function (GO): pyridoxal phosphate binding
Source: RefSeq, a predicted model, not a curated record